This is a messenger RNA of Saxophila tyrrhenica, 2919 nucleotides long. RefSeq names its product tethering complex subunit (gene PEP3). The transcript has a single exon. The record is from RefSeq and is a predicted model, not a curated record. Bases 1 to 2919 code for a protein of 972 amino acids. Lineage: Eukaryota; Fungi; Ascomycota; Dothideomycetes; Mycosphaerellales; Extremaceae. Gene Ontology annotation, cellular component: endosome; HOPS complex. Gene Ontology annotation, molecular function: protein-macromolecule adaptor activity. Gene Ontology annotation, biological process: vesicle-mediated transport; organelle fusion; vacuole organization.
AUGGCACUGGACUCAACGAGCGGGUAUGCCGCCGGAGCGCAGGACGACACGGCCCUACCCAUCUUCGACGUCCAGAAGGUCCAGCUCCGUUUCGAUAUAUCCGCCGAGUUUGUUGCAGCUCAAGUAGCGAACAACGUCCUCAUACUUGCCCUCUCGACUGGCCGCAUACUCCGCUUCGAUCUCGACAAUGCCGAAGACAUCGACGACAUCGACCUGCCGAAACGACCGGCAGAGAUUGGGGUCAUCCGGAAGCUGUUCCUCGAUCCCAGUGCAAGCCAUUUGAUCAUGAGCACUGCACUGGGAGAGAACUACUACUUGCAUACUCAGUCCCGGCAGCCCAAGGCAUUGUCGAGACUGAAGGGCGUACAGAUCGAAUGCAUUGCUUGGAAUCCUUCGCUGCCAACAGCUUCGACACGAGAGAUCUUAGUGGGAGCUGCGGAUGGCAAUAUCUACGAGACAUACAUUGAACCGAGCACGGAAUUCUACAGAAGGGAGGAGAAGUACAUCAAGAACGUUUUCAACCCUCAAGAUGGCGCCAUUACGGGGUUGUAUACGGAUGUGCUGUCUUCAAGACCAGACACUCGGCGAAUGGUGGUCACGACGCAGCACAGGCUGCUACACUUUGCUGGACGGACAAGUAGGCAGGGACACGAAGGGAGCGGGUCAAUAUAUUCCAAGCUCUUCGAAGCUGAAACGCCCAGUGUUCACGAAAUUGACAGAACGCAAGCCAGAGUCCCUUCAUCAUUAGCGAUAUCCCCAGACCCUCCGGAAGCAGCUCCCGCUCGGACAGGCGACGGCGAAGAGCCGAGGGCGUACGCAUGGCUUAAUGCGGACGGCGUUUUCAACGGCAAGCUUCACACUUCUUCUGAGCUGUCAACGCUUGGUCGCGAGAUACUCCGCGAGUCACGAAUGUUGCCUCAGACGAAACUGCCACCGGUACAGACAUCAAGUGGCCGCAACCGUGCCCAGCAGCCUCCCAUAGGCUCGAUGAUACUUACGCAGUUCCAUAUCCUAGCACUGGUGGAGGGCAAGCUGACUGCGGUCAAUCGCCUAGAUGAAAGUGUAGUGUACAGCCAGCAGAUACUAGAGCAGAACACUCCAAACUUGGGCCUGUUCUCGGAUCAUCAGAAGAACACGUACUGGCUGUUCACAUCAAACGAGAUCUUCGAGGUCGUGGUGACCGAAGAGGCUCGUGAUGUGUGGCGGAUCCUCCUACAGCAAGGCCAAUUCGAAGCAGCACAGAAGUAUGCAAAGACCUCUGAGCAGAAAGAUGCUGUUGCAUCAAGGACUGGUGACCAUUUGAUGUCCCAAGGCAAAUUCGACGAAGCCGCAACUGUAUUGGGACGAAGCACAAAGUCCUUCGAAGAUGUCGCACUCACUUUCAUCGACAACGACCAGCAAGAUGCGCUGCGGAAGUACCUCAUCACGAAGCUGUCCAAUUUGAAGCGAAGCUCUGCCAUGCAACGAACAAUGGUCGCGUGCUGGCUAAUCGAGCUGUACAUGGCGAAGCUGGACCAGCUGGACGACACUAUCUCCACCAAAGCAGAUCUUGGUACAAACGGAACUGGCAACACUGGACAGUCAAACGAACGACAGCUUGCGCAGAUCCGCAGAGAGUUUCAGGACUUCUGCAGAAAGUACAAAACAGACUUGGACAGCAAGACUGUGUAUGAGAUCAUCAGCUCUCAUGGCCGAGAGGAGGAGCUGCUACAUUUCGCCAAUGUCUCAGAAGACUACAACUAUGUUCUGUCGUACUGGGUGCAACGAGAGCGCUGGGAUGAGGCAAUGGCUGUGUUGAAGAAGCAGACCGAGCCGGAGAUGUUCUACAAGUACUGCACCGUCUUAAUGGCACACACGCCUGUCGACCUUGUCGAGGUUCUGAUGCGGCAACCAGCGUUGGAAGCGAAGAGAUUGAUACCCGCCCUGCUCAACUACAACAAGACCAUCGGGACGAGCGUGCCGCUUUCGCAGAACCAAGCCGUACGGUAUCUGCAGUUCUGCAUCAACCACAGCCAUUCCACGGAACCAGCAGUUCACAACACCCUCAUCUCACUCUGUGCCUCCAAUCCUACCAAGGACGAAUCCACCCUCCUCACCUACCUACAAACACAAUCCCAAGCCCAAGAGCAAAACUACGAUGCCGACUUCGCCCUCCGCCUCUGCAUCGCCCACCAGCGCGUCCAAUCAUGCGUCCACAUCUACACCACAAUGAAACAGUACGCCUCCGCCGUCGACCUCGCCCUCAAAUACGACGAAGUCGAGGUCGCCGCCACCGUCGCCGACAGCCGCGACAUCGACACCGCCCUCCGAAAACGCCUCUGGCUGAAAGUCGCCAAAAAGGUCAUCGGCCGCGAGAAAGGCAUCAAAUCCGCUAUCGAGUUCCUGAAGCGCUGCGAACUCCUGCGCAUCGAAGACCUCAUCCCCUUCUUCCCCGACUUUGUCAUCAUCGACGACUUCAAGGAGGAAAUCUGCGCUGCGCUGGAAGACUACAGCCGGCGUAUCGACGAGCUGAAGACGGAGAUGGAUGAAUCGGCGAGCACGGCGGAGCAUAUAAAAUCCGACAUCAAGGCUCUCGACCAGCGGUACGCUAUUGUGGAGCCAGGCGAGCGAUGCUGGAAAUGUCGACUUCCGCUGCUGAUGCGGCAGUUCUUUGUGUUUCCCUGCCAGCACGCUUUCCACGCGGAUUGCUUGGGGGAGAUGGUGAUGAGCAUGGCGGGGCUUGGGAAGGGCAAGCGGAUCCGUGAGUUGCAGAGGGAGAUUGGGAGAGGGGUGGCUUUGGGGAAGAGGAGGGAGGGGAUGGUGAGGGAACUAGAUGGGUUGGUGGCGGGAGCGUGUGUGUUGUGUAGUGAGAUGGCGGUGAAGUUGGUGGAUGAGCCGUUUGUUACCAAGGAUGAUGAUCGGGAGGCGUGGGCGAUUUGA